Messenger RNA from Rotaria socialis, 705 nucleotides. The record is from the annotation of a GenBank genome assembly. Lineage: Eukaryota; Metazoa; Rotifera; Eurotatoria; Philodinida; Philodinidae.
AUGGCAACCAGUGAAAAUGUAAAUGUGGAUAUUACAACAGAUAAUGUUGACGAAUUACCUUCAUAUGAUGAUCAUGUUCUUUUUACGUAUAUUAAUCAAUGGGAAAAUCAUUCAAUUGCAAAAAUCCAACUAGCUGCACAACAAGCUCGAAGCGAUCUACAGCAAAUUUUUGAUAAAAAAAUUCAAGAUUUCACUACUCUUUUGAGUACAAUAGACGAGGCAGUAGAAACUAAUGCUGCGGUGAAUACUAAUAUUUCCACAUGGACAGAAGAAUUAAAUAAAUUUCGACAAGAUUUAUCCGAUCUAUCCGCAUACGUUCAUUUAGAACAUGAUAAAAAUGAAGCACCGAUUCGUUUAAUUAAAAUUUUUCAUAAGAACCAUCACCAAUUUAAAAAAAUUAAUAAUAAUACGGAUGAAAGCGAUAUAGAUGUGCCGGGAACUGAACGAUUAACACAAGCUAUGCUAUCUAAUGCAUCACCGGAAGAACAAAAGCAGAUGUUAGGCUCACGACUUUUUCUACUUGUUCAACAGAUUGAACCGAAUUUAGCGGCAAAAAUCACUGGAAUGUUUCUUGAAUUAGAUAAUAAAUAUAUUUUCACUUUAAUUAAAUCAUACAAAAUACUCGAAGAAAAGAUAAACCACGCUAUGAAUAUCCUAGAAGCUUCUCGAUUUCAACAGCUUAAUGGGAAAAGAACAUCGUAUUAA